UUGAUUCGAUAGUCACCGUUUCGCGCGCCCAUCGCGCGAUUUGUAGUAUCGAAAAAUUGCGCUUUCUUACCUUGGCGGGGGGAAAGAGAAGAGAACGGACGGCGAUUCGCCAGUGCAUGAAUGAGUCGUUAUAAUAUGCGGUAGUAUUUAGAGCUAGAGCGGACCGCGACAGAGAAAGCCACGAAAGUCAUUUUCGGGUGUUAACAAAAUGGCCACAAACGACUCCAAGGCUCCGGUGCGGAUGGUUAAAAAUCUACAAUUCGGUAUCCUUUCGCCCGAUGAAAUUGACACCGUGGAAUCAGAGGGGUUCGACACCGGGUUACCGAGCUUCGAGCAUGUCAUCGACAUCAGGAAGCGGAAUGACGCCGCGGGGUGCUUGUUUCUCGCCGUCCUAGGAGCGUCGGACGCAUCGGGUUCGUCGCCGGCGUAUUCGGCACAUUCGCCGCAUCCAAGAAGUCCAGGAAGUCCCGGCUCGAGUGUGAAUCCGUGUCCGAUGUCUCCGGCUGGUGGUGCAUCUCCGAGUUAUACACCGACCUCGCCGGCCUAUUUGCCAGCUUCACCGAGGGCACCCUCCAGUCCGAAUUAUUCUCCGCCAUGUUCGCCGACAAGUCCGAACCAUUCGCCAACGAACCCGAGUUUUUCACCGACGAGUCCGGGCUAUUUACCGGCGGCAAGCCCGAUCAGCUGUUCGCCAACCUCGCCGAGCCACUCGCACACCCCGCCGAAUUAUUCGCCAACCAGUUCAACCUAUUCACCAAAAACUCCAAAUUAUUUGCCAACCAGUUCAACCUAUUCACCAAAAACUCCAAAUUAUUUGCCAACCAGUUCAACCCAUUCGCCAAAAAGUCCGAAUUAUUCACCCACCAGUCCUCCUCCCAACUAUUCGCCAACCAGACACCAUUAUUUAUUCACCAGUCCCAACUAUUCGUCAACCAGACACCGUUAUUUACCCACCAGUCCCAACUAUUCGCCAACCAGACACCAUUAUUUAUCCACCAGUCCCAACUAUUCGUCAACCAGACACCGUUAUUUACCCACCAGUCCCAACUAUUCGCCAACCAGACACCAUUGUUUACCGACCAGUCUGAACUAUCCACCCAGUAGCCCGAACUAUGCACCCACUAGCCCAAACUAUUCACCCAUUAGCCCAAACUAUUCACCCACUAGCCCGAUCUAUCCACCCAUUAGCCCGACUUAAUUCACGUCCCAAUCCAGGUCAUGUUCUCAUAAGUCAUACUUACUCACCGGCUUCAUCCGCUUACGAGACCGACGAUUGAAACAAUCGAUCAUCAGCGAACUCGUGAAACUCGGCCCGACACGAUUAAACUUUCAAUCUUGCUCGUAUCGCACCGCACUAUUUUGUCAUUUCGUCAUAACUCUUUCUCUCUCUUCACACUCCCGACCACAAAGAAUAUCUCUUGAAGAAUGUUUUGGAAAAAUUGUCACUCUCGGUUCGAUCGAUUCAAUCGAAACGAUCGAACGUUCUAAUUAACGAAAACUUUAUGAGCACGGUUGUUUUUACAAUAUACUAUUCGAUGAUUGGAUCAAAGUUUCACGCGUGUACAUCAUCUGAUGUAUUUCAACAGUUGUACUUAUUAAUACGAUUACUACGUUUUAAUUAUCGAAUGAUGCGAACAAAAUAUUUUUUUCCAUCCCCCGCAGCUCAGUCUUGUUUAGUACUUGUGUGACUGCUCUUGUUUGCCAUUUCUCUCUCUCACUCUUUCUGACGACUACUGCAGUCAUUACGUGCAUACCUAUUUCCAAGAGUUAACGAGGAUUUCAUAAGUUAUUCAUUGACAUUCGUACGUUAUUCUCAAUUGCGGCCGAUAACCGUUGACUUGUUUACUUUCUCGUUCAAACGAAAUGCGAUUGGUGUUGUACGAAUGUUCGAACGAAUGUAAAUUAUUCCAAAUAAGCGAACGAGAGCUGGCCCAUGCUCACAAAGACGUUAACAAGUUUCUCAAUACGUAUAUUAUUUUUGUAAAUAAAUUUCAUGGUUGAACGAA
This is a messenger RNA of Venturia canescens, 2006 nucleotides long. Its product is annotated as DNA-directed RNA polymerase II subunit RPB1-like. Lineage: Eukaryota; Metazoa; Arthropoda; Insecta; Hymenoptera; Ichneumonidae. The record is from RefSeq and is a predicted model, not a curated record. The coding region runs from base 209 to 1198 and encodes 329 amino acids. The transcript is spliced from 2 exons.